Molecule: messenger RNA, 2400 nt
Organism: Bacidia gigantensis
Lineage: Eukaryota; Fungi; Ascomycota; Lecanoromycetes; Lecanorales; Ramalinaceae
Gene: PAB1
Product: Protein phosphatase PP2A regulatory subunit B
Exons: 2
Coding region: 1-2400 (799 amino acids)
Cellular component (GO): ribonucleoprotein complex
Molecular function (GO): RNA binding
Source: RefSeq, a predicted model, not a curated record
AUGUCAACCCAAGCCGCUGCCGAUACCAACCCUCCCUCACUUGAGAAGCUUUCGAUCGAUGAUAAGCCUCCAGCUGCCCCAAAUGGGGUCCCUAACGGCAUCGACACCAGUGUGGGAGGAGGGCAGUCUCCAAAUGGACAAGACGCCGAGCAGACACCGAGCUCUGCCGUGCCAGGAGGCAGCAAUCAGCCUCACUCGGCUUCGCUCUACGUCGGUGAAUUAGAUCAAGGUGUUACAGAGGCCAUGCUAUUCGAGUUGUUCUCUCAGAUCGGUCAAGUCGCUUCAAUCAGAGUCUGCCGGGAUGCUGUAACUCGCCGUUCUCUAGGCUAUGCCUACGUAAAUUACAACAAUACGAAUGAUGGUGAGCGUGCUAUGGAGGAGUUGAACUACACUCUUAUUAAGAACAAACCAUGCCGAAUCAUGUGGUCUCAGCGUGAUCCUGCUUUGCGCAAAACUGGCCAGGGUAAUGUUUUCAUCAAGAACUUGGACAACGCAAUUGAUAACAAGGCCUUGCAUGACACCUUUUCGUCCUUUGGCAACAUCUUGAGUUGUAAAGUGGCCACUGACGAAACUGGGGCUUCAAAAGGGUACGGCUUUGUUCAUUACGACUCUGGCGAAGGGGCAAGCAGAGCAAUCGAGAAAGUGAACGGCAUGUUGCUGAACGACAAGAAGGUGUUCGUUGGCCAUCACAUUCCACGCAAGGAUCGUGAAAGCAAAUUCGACGAGAUCAAGGCCAACUUCACUAACAUCUAUGUCAAGAAUAUCGAGUCGGAAGUCACGGACGAUGAAUUUAACCAGCUUUUUGAUAAGUAUGGUGAAGUCACGUCUGCGGCCAUCACACGAGAGCCGGAAACUGGCAAAAGUCGUGGUUUUGGAUUCGUUAAUUACGCACAGCAUGAAUCUGCGACUAAAGCCGUGGACGAGCUUCAUGACAAGGACUUCAAGGGUCAGAAACUCUACGUUGGACGAGCGCAAAAGAAGUCAGAGCGUGAAGAAGAGCUUCGCAAGCAGUACGAGGCCGCUAGGCAGGAGAAAGCAAGCAAGUACCAGAACGUUAAUCUAUAUGUCAAAAACCUUGCCGACGAUAUUGACGAUGAGAAACUCCGGGAGAUGUUCACAUCAGUCGGUACGGUGACAUCUGCCAAGGUCAUGCGCGAUCCCAUUACAGGAUCCGACAGCAAGGAUUCAGUAGAUGACGAAAAAGACAAGGAGAACAAGAAGUCGGAGGCCAACGAGGGUGAGGAGAAAGCAGAGGAGGACGGCAAAGACGAAGAGGAAGAGAAAGACACGGAAAAGAAAGUUGCCUCCAAGCCAACCCUUGGUAAAAGCAAGGGCUUCGGCUUUGUAUGCUUCAGCCAUCCGGACGAAGCGACCAAGGCCAUUAAUGAUUUCCAUCAGAAGAUGGUCGAUGGUAAGCCCCUCUAUGUGACUAUUGCCCAGCGUAAAGAUGUCCGCAAGAACCAGCUUGAAUCAAGCUUGCAAGCUCGCAAUCAGAUACGCAUGCAGCAACAAGCUGCCGCCCAGCAGCAGCAACAAUUCAUUCAACCCGCCAUGUUCUACGGUCCUGGUCAACAACCACAAAUGAUGGCACCAAAUGCGGGAGGUCGUGCAGGCAUGCCAUUUGGACCGCAACCAGGGAUGAUUCUACCGGGCAUGCAAGGUGGGCGUGCUGGACAGUUUUCAGGGAUGCAAGCUCAACAGAGUAAUCGUGGAGGGAUGGGAGGUCCACAAAUGCCCCAAAAUCCUUUCGGAAUGCCUGGUCAGAUGCCCUUCGGCGCAAUGCCACAAGGAGCUUCUGCUGGGUUCCCAGGAGCAAUGGGUUAUUCUCCUGCUGUCCUCGCCCAGAUGCAGGCUCAGAUCGGCCGGGGAGGACAGGGUGGGCGUGGACAAGUGCCUAGUCUACAAGGUAUGCCUCAACAGAUGAUGGGAGUUCCUGGAAUGCGUGGAAGAGAUGGUCGUCCUCAGCAAUACGGUGGCCAGCCUGGUCGUGGGGGUAUGGCAAUGGGUAUGCAGCCAGGACAAAUGGGCGGUAUGCAACAAGGUCGUGCACCUGGCGGCAUGGGCGGUGCUCCCGGUGGUAUGGCUCCAGGGGCUGGCCCCGGUUCAUCAAUGCUUGAUCAGAUGUCGGGCAUGCCUCCAGCACAACAGAAGCAAAUGCUCGGCGAAUCAAUCUAUCCAAAGAUUCAAGUCAUGCAACCUGAAUUGGCCGGAAAGAUUACUGGCAUGUUGCUAGAAAUGGAUCCACCUGAAUUGGUGGCUCUGACUGAGGAUAACGAGCGAUUGCGUGAGAAGGUCAACGAAGCACUUGCUGUCUAUCACGAAUACGCCAAAUCGCAAGGACCGACUGGUAAUACUGAUGGUGCUUCUGAGCAAGCAGAGGAAGAAGCCGCCAAGGCAUGA